AUGCAGCGUGAACCUCCGAAGAAGAGGCUAGAGAAGAAGUCGGGAAAGCAGCUCUUUGACCACGCUUCCUUUGGGAAGGACCUGCUGGCGGGCGGCGUCGCCGCGGCUGUGUCCAAGACCGCGGUGGCGCCCAUUGAGCGGGUGAAGCUGCUGCUGCAGGUGCAGGCGUCGUCCAAGCAGAUCAGCGCCGAGACGCAGUACAAGGGCAUGAUGGACUGCCUGGUGCGGAUCCCCCGCGAGCAGGGCUUCUUCAGUUAUUGGCGUGGCAAUUUGGCAAAUGUUAUCCGGUAUUUUCCAACACAAGCUCUAAACUUUGCUUUUAAGGACAAAUACAAACAACUUUUCAUGUCUGGAGUUAAUAAAGAAAAACAGUUUUGGAGGUGGUUUUUGGCAAACCUGGCUUCUGGUGGAGCUGCUGGAGCAACAUCUUUAUGUGUAGUUUAUCCGCUGGAUUUUGCCCGAACCCGAUUAGGUGUUGAUAUUGGAAAAGGUCCUGAAGAGCGACAAUUCAAGGGUUUAGGUGACUGUAUUAUAAAAAUAGCAAAAUCAGAUGGAAUUGUCGGUUUGUACCAAGGGUUUGGUGUUUCAGUUCAGGGCAUCGUUGUGUACCGAGCCUCCUAUUUUGGAGCAUAUGACACAGUUAAGGGCUUAUUACCAAAACCAAAGGAAACCCCAUUUCUUGUCUCCUUUUUCAUUGCUCAAGUUGUGACCACAUGUUCUGGAAUUCUCUCUUAUCCCUUUGACACAGUUAGAAGACGCAUGAUGAUGCAGAGUGGUGAGGUUGAACGGCAAUAUAAAGGAACUUUAGACUGCUUUGUGAAGAUAUACCAACAUGAGGGAGUCAAUGCAUUUUUUCGUGGUGCCUUCUCCAAUAUUCUUCGUGGUACAGGGGGUGCUUUGGUGUUGGUACUGUAUGAUAAAAUUAAAGAAUUUCUUAAUAUUGAUAUUAGAGGUAGUUCAUCAGGAGAUUAAAUUAAGAAAUACGUAUAUUUAACUUGUUAAACAUACAAAUUACAUAGCUGCCAUUUGUAUACAAUUUGAUAGUGUGUUAUUACUGUCGGUAUUUUUUUAGAAUGCUAAUUCUGCAAUAAAACAGAUGCCUUUUCAAGGAUUUUAAAUACUAAAAAUCAGAUAAAUGUGGGUUUCUUCCUACUUAGA
Molecule: messenger RNA, 1158 nt
Organism: Nyctereutes procyonoides (raccoon dog)
Lineage: Eukaryota; Metazoa; Chordata; Mammalia; Carnivora; Canidae
Gene: SLC25A31
Product: solute carrier family 25 member 31
Exons: 6
Coding region: 1-972 (323 amino acids)
Biological process (GO): mitochondrial ATP transmembrane transport; mitochondrial ADP transmembrane transport
Cellular component (GO): mitochondrial inner membrane
Molecular function (GO): ATP:ADP antiporter activity
Source: RefSeq, a predicted model, not a curated record